GGGUGUUUUAAUGCAUGUAAAGCUGAUUAUUAUUGCAGGAUUAUUAUAACUGCACAGACAUUUCUCUGAAAACUGCACCAUCUAUCAGAGUGGCAGUUCAGUCGAUGCACACAACCACUUUGCAUCUCCUAAUAAUAGACCGGUCUAAAUCCUCUUAAGUUCAAACCACAUAAGUUGCUUUCCCCAUGUGCCGUCUUCACAAAAACGUGCAAAGCCGUGUGGGAUAAGAAGCAGAGAAUGAUCAGGAUGUUGGAUCUUGAUGGUCUCUCUGGUGCCUCAAACUCUCAGAUGGGUGAAUGUAAGUGUUCUUAGUUUUUUAACGCUGUAUACCACAGGAUACAUCCACCCAUGGAUGACCUGGUGGGUGUGGACAGCUUGGUGGCCAACACAGCCUACCUAAGAGCCCUGGAGGUUGAUCGGAACAAGCUGAGAAUGCAGCGAGUGCCCCUGACGCUGCCCAAGCCAAAGAAGUCCACUGCUCCUCGGACAGCAGCCGAGAAGACAUACGAGUCGCUCUGUGAGCAGCAGCCUAUCGGGAGAAGGUUGUUUGAGCAGUUUCUCCUGACUUCUGACCCACAGUGUGUGGCUGCUGCUGAGUUCCUGAAGGAGCUGAGCCACUGGAGCUUUGCUGAGGACGGAAACAAAGACAAGACUAAACAGAGGAUACUUUCAAAGUUCUGUCAGCCUCAGUCUCACACGUUCCUCUCCUACCUCACAGCAGAGGAUGUGAAGAUGAUCAUGGCUCUCGCAGGAAAAAACGAUGAGGCAGCCAUGGAGCAGAUGAGAGAUGCAACCAGAAAUUACCUGAAAGGAAAACCUUUUUUGGAGUACCUGAAAAGCCCCUUCUUUUACCACUUUCUGCAGUGGAAGGAAUGUGAGAGGCAGAAGAUUACUGACAGAUAUUUUUUCGAGUUCAGGACUUUGGGCAGAGGUGGCUUUGGUGAGGUGUGUGCAGUACAGGUCAAACACACGGGUCAGAUGUACGCCUGCAAGAAGCUGAAUAAAAAGCGUCUGAAGAAGAAAGGAGGCGAGAGACUGGCCCUUCUGGAGAAGCAGAUCCUGGAGAAGGUCAACAGCGCCUUCAUUGUAAACCUGGCCUACGCCUACCAAAGCAAAAACCACCUGUGCCUGGUUAUGAACUUGAUGUCAGGGGGAGACCUCGGCUUUCACAUCUACGAGUUGGGCAAGAGAGGCAUCCGCAUGGAGCGAGUUGUUUAUUACGCAGCCCAGAUUGUCACCGGCAUCCUCCACCUGCACUCUAUGGACAUUGUGUACCGAGAUUUAAAGCCUGAGAACGUGCUGCUGGAUGGGAAGGGCCAGUGCCGACUGUCAGACCUGGGACUGGCUGUGGAGCUGCCCAAAGGAAAAAUGAUCUGCCAGAGGGCUGGUACGACUGGCUACAUGGCUCCAGAGGUUCUGAAGCAGGAGUACUACCGCACAUCUGUGGACUGGUGGGCUCUGGGUUGCAGCAUUUAUGAGAUGGUGGCUGGUCGUUUGCCUUUUAAAGACUUCAGGGAGAAGGUGCAGAGCAGCGAGGUGACUCGUCGCACUCUGGAGGAUGACUGCAAGUUUGAAGACAAGCGCUUCGAGGGUCCAACCAAAGAUAUAAUCAACCACCUCCUCAAGAAGAAGGUUCUGUUCCGCCUUGGUUGCCGUAAAGAUGACGACCCAAGGACUCACACGUUCUUCAAGAGUAUCAAUUUCAACCGUUUGGAAGCGGGGCUGGUGGAGCCCCCCUGGGUGCCAAAACCUGAUGUGGUUUACUCCAAAGACACUGAAGACUUUAGGGACAACUCUGAGAUCAAGGAUGUCAAGCUUGAUGCCAAGGAUGAGAAAUUCUUCAAAGAGUUUAGCACAGGCGCAGUCUCAGUCUGCUGGCAGAGGGAAAUGAUUGACAGCGGAGUAUUUGAUGAAGUGAAUAAGCCUGAAUUGAAUGGACGUGGCCUUGAGAAUGUGUGGACAUCCAGGAUGUGCAUCAUUUUGUGAGAUUCUGCUCACCUGACCAGCAUGUGUGACUUAUUUAUUGGAAAAAAAUAUGAAGUGGAAUUUUUUAAUAGUUUAAGUGCAAUGUGCUAAAUGAAGCUGCUCAAUAUUACGUCAGGCACUUGCCUUUAUUCUAAAGAUCAUGGGAUUCCUUUUCCAUAGUAUUCCUAGAAAGUUAUUUGUAACAAAAUGUCAGGGAAUAAUGCUGUCAGAACCAAGAAUAAUGUAACCUUCGCAAAAGUUUAGUAGAAAGAAAAUGGCAUUUAAGUAUGUGUAGGGAUCAGCUGCCUCAUGCUUAGCCCUUUAUUCCUGGUUAGAAAGUCUGUCCCAGUAGAAUCAUUGUUUCCAUUACAUCAUGCACCCAUUGCAGCAGGCAAUUGUUUGCAUCUGUUUGUAAACAAGCUGUUGUGGGUACCUUACAAAUUUAUGUGUUAUUGUUGGUAUUAGCAGGUAAAUCUUAUGAUUCUCAUGAUCAGUAAUGUGCCAAAUACUAGAGGAGCCUUUUGGCAGCGAUAAGGCAAAGCCUGAUUUAAUAUAAUCUAUGUAAAUCCUCUCACUGGCUGAGAUUCACCACUAAGUGCCGCCAAACACCAACAAAGUGCAAGAGGCCUCCUGAUCACUUCUUUGUAACCCCAUUACUUUGACUGUGUUGUUCUGGUAUUUACCAGGAUUUUGUAAUUUUAUACAAAAAAAUCCAGAUAAUAAUAAAAAAUACAAAUAAAUUAUUCACACACUUGGUCCCCCCAUAGGCUAUGUUAGUGGAGUUAUAAUUUUAGCAUCAGCUAACCAUUUAAAGUGUUACACAUGUUUAGAAAUAGUUUUAGCUGCCAUUACAAACCGAUAGCUAAAAAUAUCUUCUACUUAAUUUAUGUAUAUUUUUUACAAUAAGAUUUAUAUAUAAAAAGCAUCAUCAUCGUUGUUUUCUAGCUGGAAAUGUAAAAUAAUCCUGUCUUAGAAGUGGAAUAAGACUUUUCACCUUUAAAGUCGUAGGGAAGUCAUAUUUAAAUUUCAAAUCAAUCUGGCUUAAACAUGUAUAUAAAUGUACUCUUUA
Messenger RNA from Cyprinodon tularosa, 3034 nucleotides. It is a transcript of the gene grk7b, whose product is annotated as G protein-coupled receptor kinase 7b. Gene Ontology annotation, biological process: signal transduction; protein phosphorylation; regulation of signal transduction. The coding region runs from base 349 to 1986 and encodes 545 amino acids. NCBI's taxonomy places the organism in Eukaryota, Metazoa, Chordata, Actinopteri, Cyprinodontiformes, Cyprinodontidae. Gene Ontology annotation, molecular function: ATP binding; rhodopsin kinase activity. The transcript is spliced from 4 exons. The record is from RefSeq and is a predicted model, not a curated record. Gene Ontology annotation, cellular component: cytoplasm.